AUGUCACAGGUCCCUGUGGCCUCACCGGCCUCCUGGUCGUCAGUCGCUUCAGCCGCCGCAGCCGCCGUAUCGGCUGCUACAAGUGCAUCGAGCUCGCUGGCUGCUUCUGUUGAUGAGCCAGCAGCCACUACGGCUACUGCAGCAACCGCUUCUUACGCAGACGAACGAAACCCUCUCAUCGCAUUGUUCGAUGGCCUCCUCCGCGUCGUACUUGCCUCGCUCAACCUCAUCCGCAUCCUGGCCACUUUUUCCACCAUUACGGUCCCAAGUCUGGUCUAUGCCAUUCUUCACUACAGUUUGACGCUCCAACUCAACUUUCCGUCCCUUGCUCUCCUCUUUCUCACUUCGUUGAUAUCCGCUUUCAUCUGGCUUCGCUACCGUCAUCUCAACAAGUAUGAGCGCCUCCGCGAGGUUCCUAUCACUCGAGACGAGGGCUUCAACCUCAACCCUGACGUCGCCUCACCCGGCGGAGACAACGACCGCGGCAGCUUUCACAACUACCUGGACGACUUUCUUCAAGCCAUCCGCAUCUUUGGUUUCCUCGAAAAGCCUGUUUUUCACGAACUCGCUCGCCAUUUGCAAACGCGUAGGCUCGUUGCUGGUGAUAGCCUAUCCCUCGACACAGAUUUUUCCUUUUACAUUGUCAUCGACGGCCAUGUUCAGGUUUAUGCGCCUCUUCCGUCUGCCACUGCAAGUGCAGUGGGACAGGACUCGGUCGAAGACGAAGAUGACAGUGGCUACCAGUUGCUCAACGAAGUCGAGAGCGGAGGCACGCUCAGCAGUCUCUUUACCAUUCUCAGCCUCUUCACCGAGGAUGUCAAGCUUUCGUUCGAUGACCAUGAUGACCCUCAUCUCGCUCCUCCCCAUCCUGCCUAUCCCGCCAUGGAUCGUCUCAACAACUCCAGCGCAGCCAACCAUCUAGGUCGUGGCAACAACGCUACUGCCCCUACUUCACCCUAUUCCUCGGCCUUCAACCCACCAUCUCAAACCGCUGCUCAGCUUCAGCUUAACGCAGCUGCCCUCCGCAAUGUACCCGCUGCCAUUUCCACCGAAGGUGCUGUAGAACGCCUCGGAGGUUCCGCCGCUGUCCGCUCCACUUCCAAAUCGUCUCACGCCCGAACCGCGUCCUCUGGCACCGCAUCUGCGACGGUUCAGGAUGGUGACACGAGUACCAUCAUGGAUCCACUAGAGCAGAACGACGACGGCGUCACCAGUUCUUUAUACCAUGCACCCGAUCUUCAAAUGCCUCCUGCACAGGCCGCCGCUCCCUUUUCUCACUUCGCGCCAUCCUACCACCCUUCGCCCGCAGGUACACCAAUUUCGAGCCUGCCGGGAUCCACGCACUCCCCUUAUUUUCGCGGCAGAGCGACGUCUAUUCACGCUCUGCACGAAGCUGCUGGUGGCCCCAACACACCUGGAUCGAUCCUCAGCGCAAUGAGUAGCAGCGCACACGGUCAUUACCACCCACAGGCCGACUACCUUCCUCGACAAGGUGCAGGUACCGUAGCACGCGCCACUGUCGACACCACCCUUGCCGUCAUCCCUGCCGAAGCCUUCAAGCGUCUUACCAAAAAGUUUCCCAACGCUGCUGCGCACAUAGUUCAGGUCAUUCUGGCCCGUCUCUCGCGCGUCACCUUCCACACCGCCCAUAAGUACCUCGGUCUUACCAAGGAGGUCAUGCGAACUGAAAAGUCAAUCAACGAUCUCGCCUGCUUCCCGCUUCCCUCUGAAUUUUACGAGAAGGGCGGCAUGGACAAACUCCGCCAUCGCUUCCUUCCACAGCCAAAUUCGAAACGCGAAACAACGGUUGAUGAUGACUAUUUCCGCGAUUUCCAGGAAUGGACAUCGAUCAGUCAACGCAGCUCCACGCCUGUGCCAGGAUCCAAAGAUGACACGAAGGAUGCCGCCACCAGCAGUCCGCCCAAGGUCAGGAUUGCCUCAGAUUUGCCGUCACUGACGACGAGCUCCAAACAAUCCAACCAAAAACCAACAUCCUCGCGCAUCUCUGCAGCCAGGACGCCAUGGGGACAUCCAGAUCCACCUCUCAAAACACCCACGGCUCGCAACAUGGUUGGACCAGGCGACUUGCUCAGCAUGGCCAGUCUCAGCCAAGAUGGCUGGUACACGACCGGCUUCGACAUGCACUCGGCGCAGCCAACACCACGGGCCAAGCCACGCUCUGUCUCCAAGCUCGAGCCUUUUCACGGUCCCUUGCCGCAUCCUGUGGAUGAUUCCACUGACGGCACAAGUCCGCUUUCAGGUGCCUCGCCAAUUCCAAUACGCAAAGGCAGUUCCACCAUGUACCAUCAAGGCGAAGCCAUUGGCACUGAUCGUCCCUUUGCAAACAUUGGCCUGCCUCAUUUUGACAUAAAAAACGAGGUCAUGGACUGCAUCGCGAAGAGUAUCGGCCUCGCUCAGGCUGCGCACUCACCGCUUGCUCCAAGCUACCAGGCUAGCCCUCACAUUAAUGCGCAGGAUUCUCUUCUGCAGCGCUCCGUGUUCAAGUCGGCUUUUGGCUCGCUUAGCAUGCUCGAUGCUGCUAUGGCGGAAGAAGAGUCGAGCAUCACGGGUACCAACAGUUCCAUGGCUGGGCACGGCCAUUCGGGUUUUCAUCCCUCGGAUUUCGAGAACGAGGUCGAGAUCAAGUUCUUCCCUGCCGGAAGUACCCUCGUCAAGGCGGGGGAGAGUCGUGCCGGACUGUUCUAUGUCAUCGACGGCUUUUUGGACGUUCUACUGCCUGCCGAGGCCAAUGAAUUGGAGGAAGAAGAUCGUUUGAAGCCCAACAUGAAUCACAAAUCGGCGAAGACUGAUGCUAGCAGUGGCUCUUCAAGACAAAACAGACCAGGCUCGCAUCGUAAAGAUUCGUCAUCUGCUUCGCUGCGAGCGGGUCUCCUCGAUGAAAGAAAUCUGCGUGAAGCUGAUGUGUCACUACCUCAACGCAGAGGCACCGAAGCAGAUCGCAUUAGCAGCAAUGGCGAUGGCAAUUCGGGCUCGGUACAUCGACCUGCUAUGCGUGAAGGUUCUUCAUCGUCCACCUCGUAUGGCACGCCGGCCGGCUUGCGCAAAAAACCCACAGAAUCAGCAAAGGUGGGCAAUGCUUUGGACGGCACUGGUGGCGCUGGUAGCAGUAGCAGACGCAAACCAAGCCAUGUUUCCAGCGGAAGUGGUGCCACUACGAUGCCGCGUCAUCCAGAUGCCACCAAUUCCAAUAUGGCAUUCACAGCAAAGCAGCCGGUCUUGCACCCUUCACUGCAUCAACAGCAACCUCUCCGCGGCAAGCCCUCACAGCAAAGUAGUCAGCGCUCCAAGGACGGCAAGCGCUCCAUCUUUACCGUCGGUCGUGGAGGCAUUGCAGGCUACCUCUCCAGUCUCCUAGGUACUGCAAGCUACGUCGACAUCACAGCCAAGACGGAUGUGUAUGUGGGCUUUUUACCUGCGCACGCUCUCGAGCGCAUCAUGGAACGUCGGCCGAUCGUGCUGCUGACGCUGUGCAAGCGUCUGUUGAGUCUGCUGCCUCCGCUGAUCCUUCACAUUGAUUCGUCGCUCGACUGGCAGCAAGUCAAUGCAGGGCAGGUAAUCUAUCGUGAGGAUGAUCCAUCUGACAGCUUUUUCAUUGUUAUUAACGGACGAUUGCGAGCAAUUACCGAGAAAACUAACGGUAUUGAGGUGCAUAACGAGUACGGACAAGGUGACAGUGUUGGCGAGCUCGACGUGAUCACCAACUCGCGCAGACGCACGACGCUCCAUGCCAUCCGUGAUUCGGAGCUGGCCAAGAUGCCUUCGACGCUGUUCAACGCCAUCUCGGUGCGUCACCCAGCCAUCACUAUUCAAAUCUCACGUAUCAUUGCGCGUCGAGUGCGCACAGAGCUCGUGAGGAGCAAACAGGAAGGUGCUGCGCUUGGCGCGCCUAUUCCGGGCCUGCCAGACCUUGGUCGCAACAAUCUCAACCUCAAGACGGUGGCCAUUGUUCCCGUAACACGCCAGGUGCCCGUGAUUGACUUUGCAGCUAAGCUGCAGACCGCCUUCGACGACACCAUCGGUGGCAGAGCGAUUUUCUUGGAUCAGAGCAGUGUCAUGGGCGUGCUGGGACGACAUGCCUUUAGCCGGAUGGGCAAGCUCAAGCUGGCGGGCUGGCUCGCCGACUUGGAGCAAAAGUAUCGCUUGGUUGUGUAUGUGGUUGACACCCCCGUUUCGUCAGCCUGGUCGCAAACUUCGAUCCGGCAGGCCGACUGCGUACUCAUGGUCGGAUUCGGCGAUGAGCCAGCGAUGGGCGAGUACGAACGACUGCUGAUGAGUGUCAAGACCACAGCGCGCAAAGAGCUCGUACUGUUGCAUCCCGAGAGAAGCGUCCCACCUGGUUCGACGCGCGAGUGGCUCAAGAACCGCCCGUGGGUGCAUGCGCACCACCAUGUAGAGAUGCCGGGCUUGACCGGAUCGCAUGCCGGCGCAGCCAUAUCCACGGGAGGUGACCCAAAGGCGGUCAAGGCGCUGCGCAACCUGAAGCAGAAGCUUGAGACGUCGCUGCAGCGAUACCGCAAGACCAUGACGCCACUCUCUGCAUCUGGUCGGCCCCACCAUGCAUCCGAUUUUGCAAGGCUGGCACGUCGAUUGUGCGGUAUGAGCAUCGGACUGGUGCUCGGGGGUGGUGGUGCGCGUGGCUGUGCUCACUUGGGUGUCAUCCGUGCGCUUGAAGAGCGUGGAAUUCCGAUCGACAUGGUGGGUGGUACAUCGAUUGGCUCGCUCGUGGGCGGACUGUACGCGAGAGAGGCCGAGAUGGUGUCAACGUUUGGUCGCGCCAAACGCUUUGCAGGCCGUAUGGCGUCUCUGUGGCGUUUUGCCUCGGAUCUCACCUAUCCAGUGGUCUCGUACACCACGGGGCACGAGUUCAACCGUGGCGUAUUCAAAGCGAUCCAAGAGACGCAUAUUGAGGAUAUGUGGAUUCCGUUUUUCUGCAACACGACCAACAUCACCUGGUCUCGCAUGGAGGUACACACGAGCGGCUAUGCCUGGCGCUACAUUCGCGGAUCCAUGACACUGGCCGGUCUCAUCCCGCCGCUGGUCGACGAAGGAAACAUGCUUGUCGACGGAGGCUACGUUGACAAUUUGCCGGUGACUGUGAUGCUGGCCAUGGGUGCACGGUCCGUGUUUGCGGUCGACGUCGGAUCCAUCGACGAUACGAGCCCACGUGCAUACGGCGAUACGUUGUCUGGCUGGUGGGUGCUUCUGAAUCGAUGGAACCCGUGGUCAGACGCCAGCAAGAUACCUUCGAUUCCAGACAUUCAAGGCCGUCUGACCUAUGUGUCGUCGGUCAAGACGCUCGAAGAAGCCAAGAAGGUGAAAGGAUGCUUCUAUAUGCGAAUGCCUGUGGAAGAAUUUGGAACGCUCGCAUUCGGACGCUUCGACAUGAUUUAUGAAAAGGGUUACAAGGCGGCGGUGGAGUUACUCGAUGGUUGGGAUGCAGAAGGGAAAUUGCCGUCUGGAACAGAGAGGGAAGAUUUUGAAGACGACUGGGAGGAUGGCGACGAGUAUGAAGAGUACGAAGUGUACACCGACGACGAAAGUGGGGUCGGUGGGGGAGUCAGAAAGAUCAGAAAGAAGCGAAGAAGAACGAGGAGAAAGGCGGGGAUCAGCGCUCGUCGCAACAGCAUCUAG
This is a messenger RNA of Mycosarcoma maydis (corn smut), 5652 nucleotides long. RefSeq names its product lysophospholipase. The record is from RefSeq and is a predicted model, not a curated record. Gene Ontology annotation, cellular component: endoplasmic reticulum. The coding region runs from base 1 to 5652 and encodes 1883 amino acids. Gene Ontology annotation, molecular function: phosphatidylcholine lysophospholipase A1 activity. Gene Ontology annotation, biological process: phosphatidylcholine metabolic process. The transcript has a single exon. NCBI's taxonomy places the organism in Eukaryota, Fungi, Basidiomycota, Ustilaginomycetes, Ustilaginales.